UGUGUUAAACUAAACAAAAACUUCACAGGGUCAAAUCCUCUAAAUGGUAAGUAUUUAUACGCAAUCGCAUUAUUCAAUGGGUACAGUUUUUUUCCUGUAGUUCCAUAUUAGCAGUUUCGAGUAGUUAAAUCUGCAGUGACGUGUCUAAUGAUAUUAGGAGUAUUUUACCAGAUCAGCCAUGGUGUUUACACAAGUGGUAGCCAUCAAAGAAAAAGCACCUGGAUCCAAAGUAUACAAUUAUGCUGAUUCGUUCUGGUGUACAUAUAUUGUAUCUGUGGCCGCUGCCAGUGUUGCAGAAAUGUUAACAUACCCAUUAGAUUUAACUAAGACCCGUCUUCAAAUUCAAGGUGAAAAAGCUACUAGUAAUAAACCAACACAAUACAGAGGUAUGUUGAAAACAGCUAUUGGCAUUGUGAAUGAAGAAGGAGCUUUAAAAUUGUGGCAAGGUGUUACGCCUGCGCUUUAUAGACAUGUUGUUUAUUCUGGAAUCAGAAUUGUUUCAUAUGAAACUAUGCGUGAUAAAUUACUGUUAAAAAAUGAAGAUGGAUCAUUUCCAAUUUGGAAAUCAGCCUUAAGCGGUGUCACAUCUGGUGCAAUAGCUCAAUAUUUUGCUAGUCCAGCCGACUUAAUCAAAGUUCAAAUACAGAUGGAAGGCAAACGGCGGUUAAUGGGUGAACCUCCUAGAGUGUUAAGCGCUGCACAUGCAUUCAAAAAAAUAUUAUCGGAAAGUGGUAUUCGUGGUUUAUGGAAAGGCUCAAUACCCAAUGUACAACGCGCUGCUCUUGUAAAUCUUGGUGAUUUAACGACUUAUGAUACAGCUAAACAAUUAAUAAUGCAUAAAACUGGAUUACCUGAUUCACACCUUCUACAUUGUCUUUCUAGUAUAUGUGCUGGAUUAGUGGCAGCAACAUUAGGAACUCCUGCAGAUGUUGUAAAAACACGGGUUAUGAAUCAACCAACUGACAAAAAUGGAAUUGGACUAGUAUACAAAGGAUCUUUGGACUGCUUUUUUAAAACAGUUGAAAAUGAAGGGUUUUUUGCUUUGUACAAAGGAUUUUUACCUGUUUGGAUCAGAAUGGCUCCCUGGUCGUUAACUUUUUGGAUGAGCUUUGAACAAAUACGUCAUAUGCUUGGUGCUACUGGGUUUUAGACAUUACAGUGUAUAUUCAUUAGAUCUCA
Sipha flava (yellow sugarcane aphid) is the source of this 1179-nucleotide messenger RNA. RefSeq names its product mitochondrial uncoupling protein 4 (gene Ucp4A). NCBI's taxonomy places the organism in Eukaryota, Metazoa, Arthropoda, Insecta, Hemiptera, Aphididae. Bases 179 to 1150 code for a protein of 323 amino acids. Gene Ontology annotation, cellular component: mitochondrial membrane. The transcript has 7 exons. Gene Ontology annotation, biological process: response to cold; mitochondrial transport. The record is from RefSeq and is a predicted model, not a curated record.